This is a messenger RNA of Coregonus clupeaformis (lake whitefish), 2577 nucleotides long. Its product is annotated as negative elongation factor D. Gene Ontology annotation, molecular function: RNA binding. The coding region runs from base 738 to 2339 and encodes 533 amino acids. Gene Ontology annotation, biological process: negative regulation of transcription elongation by RNA polymerase II. Gene Ontology annotation, cellular component: NELF complex; nucleus. NCBI's taxonomy places the organism in Eukaryota, Metazoa, Chordata, Actinopteri, Salmoniformes, Salmonidae. The transcript is spliced from 15 exons. The record is from RefSeq and is a predicted model, not a curated record.
CUUUUAUUUCAGCUCAUAGGAAACAUAGGAACAACACUUUACAUGUUGCGUUUAUAUUUUUGUUCAGUGUAAUUUCCAGUCCUCAUCUUUUCUUUAACCACUGAUGAGUGAAGAUGCGAGAUUUCUUUCCCCAAUGCUCUAUUUUCCACCAUUUUGUUUUCUUCUAUCAAAUCCUAACACCGGUUAUCAAAACAGUUCCAUAUCCAUCUUUUUACCCUUUGUUUACCCCCCAGUCGUGCAACUCCAGUUUUAAAAGGCGCACAACAAUAUGUCCAUUAUUUUCGAGAGCAAAUCAACUGGAAUUAAUCUCUAUUUGUUUGUCUGUCUCUUGUUCGUGGUCUGUAUACACUACAGAAGGAAACAUGCAUAUAUUCUGCCGAGCCACAAGGCGGCGCAAUGGGCGCAUGUAACUAUGGACCUUCAGUUAUCUGAUUGAGAUUUUUUUACUAGCCAGUUAGCUUAGGCAAAGGCUAUCUAAUUGUUUUGAAAACACAUUCUGUAUUGUUUUGUUUUCUAGGCUUGCUUUAUUAUAACUUGUCGUGUGCUUCACAUUAUAAACCAUACUCACUCUCUCGUCAUCAUGGACGAGGAAUAUUACGAGAGGAAUAUUGGAGACUGGGAUGGUCCGGAUGGCAAUUGAUGUGACUUUCAUAUAGCAAGACGACUAUAUUGAAGGGGAGAACGAUGGGAAAGUUCAGGAGGACUGCCUACAGAAGUUUUCCAGCAGAGAUUACAUCAUGGAGCCUGCUGUCUUCAACACCCUUAAAACGUAUUUCCAGGCUGGUGGCUCCCCUGAACACGUCAUCCAGCUCCUGUCGGAGAACUACUCAGCUGUGGCCCAGACUGUCAACCUGCUGGCAGAGUGGCUCAUCCAGAUGGGUGUAGAGCCAGCUCAGGUGCAGGAACGGGUAGAGAAUCACUUGAAGAGUCUCCUGAUCAAGCACUUUGACCCCCAGAAGGCUGACUCCAUCUUUACCGUCGAGGGAGAGACUCCUGCCUGGUUGGAACAGAUGAUCGCCCACACCACCUGGAGAGACCUUUUCUACAAGCUGGCCGAGGCCCACCCAGACUGUCUGAUGCUCAACUUCACUGUCAAGCUCAUCUCAGACGCAGGCUACCAGGGGGAGAUCACCAGUGUGUCCACGGCGUGCCAACAGCUGGAGGUGUUCUCCAGGGUCCUGAGGACCUCUCUGGCCACACUGCUGGAUGGAGGUGAGGACAACCUGGAGAAGAACCUGCCAGAGUUCGCUAAGAUGGUGUGUCAUGGGGAGCACACUUACCUGUUUGCCCAGGCCAUGAUGUCCAUCAUGUCUCAGGAGGAGCAGGGGGGGUCGGCCAUGCGCAGGAUCGGCCAGGAAGUACAGAAGUCUGCACAUCAGAGGGGCCAUGAUGCCAGUCAGAUCACCCUGGCAUUGGGCACAGCAGCAGCCUACCCUCGAGCCUGCCAGGCCCUGGGUGCAAUGCUGUCCAAAGGGGCACUCAACCCUGCCGACAUCACUGUGCUCUUCAAGAUGUUCAGCAGCAUGGACCCACCUCCCGUAGAGCUGAUUCGAGUGCCUGCCUUCCUGGACCUGUUCAUGCAGUCGCUGUUCAAGCCAGGCUCCAAGAUCAACCAGGACCAUAAACACAAAUACAUUCACAUCCUGGCCUACGCUGCCAGUGUGGUCGAGACAUGGAAAAAGAACAAGCGAGUGAACAUCAACAAGGAUGAGCUCAAGUCCACCUCCAAGGCCAUUGAGACGGUCCAUAACCUGUGUUGCAAUGAGAACAAAGGAGCCACAGAGCUGGUGGCUGAGCUCAGCACUCUGUACCAGUGCAUCCGGUUCCCGGUUGUUUCCAUGGGGGUGCUGAAGUGGGUUGAUUGGACAGUCUCUGAGCCUCGCUACUUCCAGCUCCAGACAGACCAUACCCCUGUCCAUCUAGCACUUCUGGAUGAGAUCAGCACCUGUCACCAGCUCCUGCACCCACAGGUCCUCCAGCUGCUGAUCAAGCUAUUUGAGACAGAACACUCCCAGCUUGAUGUCAUGGAGCAGAUGGAGCUGAAGAAGACCCUGUUGGAUCGUAUGGUCCACCUGCUGAGUCGGGGCUACGUGCUGCCUGUGGUUGGAUACAUCCGCAAGUGCCUGGAGAAGCUCAACACAGACAUCUCUCUCAUUCGCUAUUUUGUAACAGAAGUGUUGGAUGUGAUUGCCCCUCCAUACACUUCAGACUUCGUCCAGCUGUUCCUGCCCAUCCUGGAGAACGACAGCAUCGCUGGAACCAUUCGGACAGAGGGAGAACAUGACCCUGUCGUGGAGUUCAUAGCUCACUGCAAAUCCAACUUCAUCAUGAUGAACUGAGAAUGACACUGGUGGGUUUAACUUGACUGAGGAUGUAGUGGGAAGAGCAGGGAGGGGCAGAAGGCGGGAUCUCUUGGUUAUGAGCCAAUCCCUGGAUGUGUUCUGCUGAACGAGGAAUUGAACAUUGCCAAUUUUGAGGCAGACGGCUGACUAUUUGCAUAUAGACUUUGACCUGCAAUUUUAUUUUCAAAUGUGGCGUAAACACAAAUUACUUUCAGAAUUAAAAGGAUGUAGUGUA